AUGAGGCUUUUCUUUGCCGUGCUUGCGGUUGCGGCUCUGCUGACAGAAAAUCUAGCGCUUCCAGUGGUCAAAGAAGGACAGAGAGAAGAUGUGGUGACAAGAUGUCUGGUUGAAGUCCUGUCCAAAGCUCUCUCCAAACCGGACUCUCAGCUGGAUCAGGAAUGCAAAGAUAUUAUCCAAGCAGGGGUUAAACAUGCGCCACUGGACAAGAAGAGCAGUGAGGGGACGGUAGCCCAUGACGAGGUACUCAAAGGUCACACUGUGGAGCCUGAAGCCAAGGCAGCAGAUGUGAAAGACAUCGAGGCGCUCUUGAAAUCCGUGGAGGAGAAAAGAGAAACCCCAGAAGACGAGCGCAGCCAAGAGUCGUGGAGUUUCGGCGACGAGAAGGACAAGAGGCACGAGAACGAAGUGGAAGAAGAGCGAGAGAAGAGGAGCGGCUGGAGGCCCGGAAGAUUCCACCAGAGGAAAAGCAAACGAGGCGACGAGGAAGAGGAUAACGAGCGCAGUCAGGAGAGCUGGGGGAUAGACGAGAAGAGGUCAGAAGAAGACGAAGAAGAGGACGAGAGAGAGAAGAGGAACUGGAGGCCUGGAAGAUACCACCAAAGGAAAAGCAAACGAGGAGAUGAGGAGGAGCCUGAGGAGGAACGCAGCCAGGAAUCAUGGGAUGUAGACAAAAGGCACGGCAGCGAGGACGAGGAGGAGCGAUACAAGCGCAUCUGGAAGCCAACACAUCGCUAUCACCACAAGAAAGGCCUGCGCAAGCGCAGCGAUGAGCCAUCGGAGGGCGACGAAUACGAAGACCGCAGCCAGGAGUCUUGGGGUUUCGACGAUGAAAGGUACAAGAGGGACUGGAGGCCUGGAAGGCAUCACCAGAGGAGACACAAACGUGACGAGGAGCUUUCAGAAGAGGCCAGGGAAGAGCCAGACGAGGAACGCAGCCAGGAGUCGUGGGAUUUUGAUACUGGAAGAGAGAAGAGAGAAUGGAGGUCUAGAAGGCCCCAACAGAGGAGACACAAGCGUGACGAAGAGCUCGCUGAGGAAGAAAGAGAAGAGCCAGACGAGGAACGCAGCCAGGAGUCGUGGGAUUUUGAUACCGGAAGAGAGAAGAGAGAAUGGAGGUCUAGAAGGCCCCAGCAGAGGAGACACAAGCGUGACGAAGAGCUUGCUGAGGAAGAAAGAGAAGAACCAGACGAAGAACGCAGCCAAGAGUCGUGGGAUUUUGAUUCUGGAAGAGACAAGAGGGACUGGAGAGCCGGCAGGUACCACCAGAGGAGGCACAAACGCGAUGAGGAGCUUUCUGAAGAAGCCAGGGACGAGCCUGACGAAGAGCGCAGCCAGGAAUACUGGGAUUUUGAUACCGGGAGAGAGAAGAGAGAAUGGAGGGCUGGAAGGCAUCACCAGAGGAGACACAAGCGCGACGAAGAGCUCGCAGAAGAAGAGAGAGACGAACCAGAAGGAGAGCGCAGCCAGGAAUACUGGGGCUUCGAUAAAAGGCACGGAAAAGAAGAGGGAGAAGUAGAAAAGCGCAUUUGGAAGCCGACACACCGGUACCACCACAAGAAGAAACUUCACAAGCGUGGCGGAGGAUCGUCAGAAGAAGAAGAAGAACAGAGGGGUGAUUCAGAGGAAACCGUGGAGGACAGAGAUGAAGCUCUGAGGUACCUGGCUGAGAAACGUAAUCCCUGGAUUUUCAGAGGCUACUACCACCCUGCCUGGUAUAAAAGGGACUCAGACGAACACGCUGCCACCUCAAGCAAGAUGGACGAACUGGCCAAGCUGCUGAGCUACAAGAUAAACCACCUGGCGAACCACUCGACUCAAGAGGAGGCAAAGAGGAGCACAAACCAGAGAACCCUCACUCCACAGGAGGAGAAGGAGCUGGAAAACCUGGCAGCGAUGGACAUGGAGUUGCAGAAAAUCGCAGCCAAGUUGCAUGACAACACCGCGUAAUCCAGACUACCAGCUACCAGUGAAUAAAGGUUGCUGUGUAACUGUACGUCUGCCAACUUAGUGUGCUUACAGUGUUAAAAGUGACAAAAAAAAGAACCAUGGAGCCUUGCCAAACCAUUUUAUCAACCUGUUUUUGUGAUAUUUUGAUGUUCUGAAAAUUAAUCCGCAUGGGAAUGGCCUGGACAUUUAUAUAUAUAUACAUAUAUAUAUAUAUAUAGUCAGAGAAAUGUGAAAAUAUUAAUAUAUAUACGAGAUAAAUGAUUCAAAUGUGUUCUCAAGACUUUGUUCUGUUUACACUCAAUAAAAAGGAGAUAUUCUGGGACCAAACAGACAUCUGUCAUUUAUUUCUUCAUUAAUAAGUAGUCGCACAUGUUUAGUUCUGCGUUUUAAUUGGGUGCAGAUACAGAUGUAUCCCUGGAUCAUAUAACAAAUGGCACUUUCUGCAGGGAAAACUAAAU
Molecule: messenger RNA, 2408 nt
Organism: Stegastes partitus (bicolor damselfish)
Lineage: Eukaryota; Metazoa; Chordata; Actinopteri; Pomacentridae
Gene: chgb
Product: chromogranin B
Exons: 7
Coding region: 1-1950 (649 amino acids)
Cellular component (GO): secretory granule
Source: RefSeq, a predicted model, not a curated record